Messenger RNA from Eurytemora carolleeae, 783 nucleotides. Its product is annotated as multiple coagulation factor deficiency protein 2 homolog. Bases 85 to 726 code for a protein of 213 amino acids. Lineage: Eukaryota; Metazoa; Arthropoda; Copepoda; Calanoida; Temoridae. Gene Ontology annotation, molecular function: calcium ion binding. The record is from RefSeq and is a predicted model, not a curated record. The transcript is spliced from 7 exons.
AGAUUGCCAUGGGAGCAUUUAUCUUUUAUCAAUUAUAUAAGAGAUUCUCAGCAUAAAAAAGACUAAUUUUUCGAGCGCUUAAAGAUGAUAAGAGGUCUGACUGUUUUUGUUUUCCUCUUCCUAAACCCUGGACAUAGUUGGGUUCCACCAGGGAUGUCGGAGCGAACAGCAGAACAAUAUGCUCAACAUUUAGAUAAUUCUCAGCAGCAUCAAAAUCAUCAGGAAGAUCAUCAGCAGUAUUUGGAUUCUCAGCAGAUUUUAGAUCAGCAGAAUCUGGAUCAUCAAGAGCAUCAGAAUCAUCGCCAUAAUGAUAACAGUGUAGUUCAAGAUUUGGUGUUGGACUCAGAACAUUUAAUGGAUGACUUUAAAGAUCUGUUCUCUUCUAGAGACAUUGAAACCAUGGAGUUGGAUCAAAAAUUGUUUCUUUGGUUUAAUUCUCAUGACUGGGACAUGAACACUAAAAUGGACGGGCUAGAACUCUUUAAAGCACUCAGUCAUGAUCACAACUACCACCAUGAUGAAGAUCAUGAGGAUCCAGGGGAUUCUCAUCAUGAUCCUUUCCAACACUCUCCUCCUGCACAAAGGCAGCGACUCAGGCGCACAGAGAAAAUUGUUGACAAAAUACUGAAUGAAGACGACUUGGACUUGGAUGGAGCACUGGGUUUUGUAGAAUUUGCUGCGGCAUUCCACUCUGGUAAAAUGGCUGGUCUGAAAGUUAAAAAAUAAGAAUAUUCUUAUAUUUGUUUGUAUAAUAUUGUUUUUGUUUUGUUUUGUUUUGUAAAA